CACAUUUUGUUGCCAAUUUUAUGAUAAAUUCAGUUUUAUGGUACAUCUUUUUGUAGUUUAAUGUCAAUUUGUUUUGAUUUUUGUGUUUGUCAGCACUGGAGCUCUUUUCCCGCGCUCCUCAUGCGCUUUGGGGGACUCCAGGACAACACGAAAAUGAUCUCCUCCCUCCUCCUCCCCGCCAAGAACCUCCUGCUCCUGCUCCUGCUCCUGCUCCUGCUCCUGCUCCUGCUUCCCGCUCCUGCUUCCUGCUCCUGCUUCCUGCUCUCGCUUUUCUGCUCCUGCUUCCUGUUGAUGCUCUUGCUUCCUGCUUCCUGCUUCCUGCUCCUGCUCCUGCUCCUGAUCUUGCUUCCUGCUCCUGCUCCUGCUUCAGCCCUUCGUCUUCCUCUUCGUCGUUGUCGCCUAUACCCUCCUUUCCUCUCCGAUCCCUUCCUCUGCUUCUGUUCUUAGUCAUUUGCCAACUUUCAAUGUGAUUUGUUGGAGCUGGCUUUUGACUUGUUUUUUCAGAUUUCGUUCACAAUCUAAGAGUCUUCUAUCUCCCGAAGAGGAUUGAACUGAAAUAUCGGCCGCUGAUCUCUCGAUAGAGCUGAACAUCAUGGCAGAAACAUCCAAGGCUUCGGUCGGCACAGCAGAACUUGGGUUCCUCCUGGACCCAACAGUGGAGCAGCUUGUAUUGGCGCUGCUCAGCAGGAUUGAUGUGCAUUUCUUUGUGGAAGCAGUGCUGGUGAUCGUGAUUGGUUACCUGCUCUUUCAGAAGAGAUACAAGCCGCUGCAAGGAACCGAGGGCCUCACGGAGGGGGAGAUAGAUGAACUUUGCGAGCAGUGGACCCCUGAUCCCCUCGUUACCAAGGAGGCCAUGGAGAGCGUGGUGAAGAGGUCGGAGAGGGUUGUUACCUCCCACCAGGGCUGCCGCGUCAUCAUCAACGGCAAGGAGUCCAUCAACUUCGCCUCCUUCGACUUCCUCAACAUGCUGAACGAAGAGUCGAUCAAGGACGAAUGCGAGCAGACGAUCAGGAAGUAUGGAGUUGGCUCCUGCGGUCCCCGUGGCUUCUACGGCACCAUUGAUGUGCACCUGGACCUGGAGAGGGAGCUGGCUGACUUCUACGGGGCGGAGGGAGGGAUCAUCUAUUCGUAUGAUGCUGCAACAGCCUCGUCGAUUAUCCCAGCAUUCCUCAAGCGAGGGGACUUGGUCAUUCGAGACGAAGCCAUCUCGUACUCUCUGCAGGCGGGUAUCGACUUGUCACGAGCCUACGUGAAGGAGUUUCGCCACAACGACAUGGCGGACCUGGAGAGCAUCCUAGAGAUUGUCAAGCAAGCUGACGCGAAGAACCAGAAGCCAUUGAAUCGCAGGUUCAUCGUGGUGGAAGGAUUAUAUCAGAACACAGGAAUGAUCUGCCCGCUGCAAGAGGUGGUGGAGCUAGCGAAGCAGUAUAAGUUCCGUGUGCUCCUGGACGAGUCGAUGGCGUUGGGAACGUUGGGAGAGACCGGCAAAGGAUCGCUGGAGCACUGGGGCAUCCCAGCAUCGGAUAUAACCAUCCGUUGCGGCUCCAUGUCAAACUCUCUGGCCUCCAUUGGAGGCUUCGCCGUGGCAGAUGGGCCGAUCAUUGCACAUCAGAGACUGUCCAGCACUGGCUACGUGUUCUCCGCGUCUCUUCCUCCAUUCAACGCGACGGCAGCCAUUGCAGCACUGCGGAUCAUCCGGCAAGACAAGGAGAGAAUCUCAAAACUGCGCGAAAACUCAACCUUGGCUCAUGAAGUCCUCAGAGACAUGACCCUCAACUUGGAUAAGAACGCCUGCGAUACCCUGUGGCUCAUGGGCGAUGAAAUUUCUCCAGUCAAGCAUCUGCAUCUUCAGCAGGGAAAAGGAACAAGACAGGCUGACGAUGAAACUCUGCAGAAGAUCUGUGACGUCGUUCUCGACGAGUUCAACGUCUCGCUUGUCGUCGCCGACUAUUCUCCUCUUCAAAAGAUUGCUCCUCGUCCCUCUAUCAGGAUCACGAUCAAUUCUGCUCAGACUCGGGAGGAUAUCGAGAAGUGCGCGGCAGCGAUCGGCGAAGCAGCGAGGAAAGUGUUUGCAAGAGCUGCUUAG
Messenger RNA from Guillardia theta CCMP2712, 2086 nucleotides. RefSeq lists its product as hypothetical. The transcript is spliced from 12 exons. Gene Ontology annotation, molecular function: serine C-palmitoyltransferase activity; pyridoxal phosphate binding. Bases 593 to 2086 code for a protein of 497 amino acids. NCBI's taxonomy places the organism in Eukaryota, Cryptophyceae, Pyrenomonadales, Geminigeraceae. Gene Ontology annotation, biological process: ceramide biosynthetic process; sphingosine biosynthetic process. The record is from RefSeq and is a predicted model, not a curated record. Gene Ontology annotation, cellular component: endoplasmic reticulum.